Molecule: messenger RNA, 1691 nt
Organism: Haliotis rubra (blacklip abalone)
Lineage: Eukaryota; Metazoa; Mollusca; Gastropoda; Lepetellida; Haliotidae
Product: RAD51-associated protein 1-like
Exons: 9
Coding region: 136-1239 (367 amino acids)
Biological process (GO): interstrand cross-link repair; double-strand break repair via homologous recombination
Molecular function (GO): single-stranded DNA binding; double-stranded DNA binding
Source: RefSeq, a predicted model, not a curated record
AGGAGGGAAUUUCAGUCUGCUAAAACAUAACACACUUAUCCUGAUAUGAAAAGUCAACAUUUAUAGAAUGUUUUUGUCACACUGAUACAGUUAUAUAGUGAUGUCAGCACGUAGAUCGAAAAGACAUAGAACAAAAUGAGGGAAAGAAAGAAAAUCAACUAUGCAGCUUUCGGGGACAAUGAUGAUGAUGACUUUGCUGACCCUUCACCUCAUGAAAGGAAGAAAUCAGCUCUGGCUAACAAAGAAAACAAGGACAAGAGCAAGAAGUCCGAAAGGGCUGUGAAACCAGUGAAGGGAACACAGAGACUGUCGUUAGAGGAGAAGCUAUUUGAGCGGGAUCUCCAGGCGGCACUAAACCUGUCUGUCAGUGAAUCCCAAGAAUCCAGUGAUGGAAUCGAGGCUCUGAAACCUGAAGACAAUUCUCAUCAAGUCACAGUUACAGUUGAGAGUGCACCUCCACUCUCAAGCGUCAAGAGUUCUGUGACGGAACCAGAUGUAACCUCUGGUAAAGUUGACCAAUCAGACACAGACUUGAAGCCAGGUUCAGACCAUCAGUCGCAGCAUGUCAUCACAGCGAGGAAGCGGCCGGCCGAAGUGGAGGAGGAUGAAGUCAUACAAAUCCUUGAGUCUGACAUCUUGUCCGGUGAGCAGCCAUCCAAACGGAGACGAGUCACAAGUGCACCGAAGAAAUCAAAAUAUGUGGACAGCGACUCUGAUGGGAGUGAGUUCGGAAUGGACAGCGAUAGCGAUGAGAGUUUCAGUGAAGGGGAUGACAGUGACUUUGAUGAUGGCAGCAAAUCGAAAUCUAAAGCCAGCAAAGCCUCAUCUGCAACAAAGACAAAACCUGUUCCGGCUGCUGUAACCAAGACAAAACCUGUUCCGGCUGCUGUAUCCAAGACAAAACUUGCUGUAACCAAGACAAAACCAGCUCCAGCUGCAAAAGUACAAAAACCUGCCACUCAACUUCAGUCAACCACUGGGAAGACAACAUCAGUUGUGCGGAAAUCAGUUUCCUCACCAGGUGGUGCAACUGUCUCCCCACAGAACAGACCUAAAGCCUCCACCAAAGGGCCCAAAACAUCGUGGACACCACCAGCCCUUUCAAGUUCAUGCAAGUCAGCUGUUGGGGGUAAUGCUAUGACAUCACCCUCUGCUGGCAUUCGCCUCGGGCUGUCUCGGCUGUCAAGUCCCGAACCAACAACAGUGUCAGGUCUUGUCAGCCCCUUCAUCCCACUCUAAUAGUAGGACAACAGUGACAGGUGCUUGUCAAGUCCCUUCAUCCCUUCAUCCCAGCCCCCUUCUCUAAAUAGUAGGACAACAGUGACAGGUGCUUGUCAGACCCCUUCAUCCCUCUCUACGAGUACAACAGCAACAGGUGGUUAUCAUCCUUUCCUUGGUUUGCACAGGUUACCUUUUUUCCUACAUUUGGGAGAUAUAUGUUGCCAUGGUUACCAUUAUGUUUGAAAGGUCACUUAGAUGUUGGUAUCCCAACAUGUUAUAAACACUGAUGUCAGUCUUGUUGGUAACUUGGACCCUUGUACUGAAGUAGACGGGAAAGUCGGUAGUACAGUCACUGGAUGUAUAAUGAUGUCCUCCAGUCGCUGGCGGUCAGCCAUGUCACAGAUUAGGACCUUCAACACCGGUGUGUGCAAUCAGCUUGCACCAACCUGGAUUGUAUCUCACCCAUGCAG